AGACCAAAUUAUGUACUAAAACUUGACCACUCAUACAACUUCUGACUUUUUUUUACUCUGUGCAGGGAUCUCUCUUUUGAAGUUAAGUUAAAGAUGACUAUGGUGAAUAUAAGCUAUGACUUUAUGCUCUCAAAAACACUCAACAUGUUAGGAUUGCAACCCCAUUACUAUAGAUUAGAGCAGAAGGCCUCCAAUCUUAUCUACCAAGCCACAGUUGUGUUUGUUUAUGGAGACCAACAAACUGGUUUCGUAACCGAAGAAAUGGUCGGGAUUAGUUUUGAAGGGUUUGCUCAUGCAAAGGAAUUGGCUGCUUAUACUGCUUUGGAGUUCCUAAAUAUUCGUUAUCAUAUUACCGUAAACGACUUCAACAAACCUAGGGCGGACCAGUUGGAGACAGAAAAUGUUAUCUUAACCCAUGUUUAUGAUGCUACUGUAGAGAACUAUAACUUGCUUAUGGCUAUAUACAAACGCACCAAAAAAAGACUUCAGAAUCUCGACAAGACUAUGUGGAAGUUUACUUAUCUUACUAUCCGUGCAAUGUUCAAGAGGCACAAUGAAUAGGGGAACAGGAUGACUUGUGAAGGGCUUGGACUCUAUGAUGACACAACUUACACUAACUCAACUUCAACUCUGUGUACAUGUAGUUGAGUUGGUGUUAGUUAGGCUAAGAUAGUAUUUUUGCUUUUUAGAAGUCCUGUUGGUAGUGGUCCUUCACCCUUUUGUAUUAAA
This is a messenger RNA of Mercurialis annua (annual mercury), 729 nucleotides long. RefSeq lists its product as uncharacterized. The transcript has 2 exons. The record is from RefSeq and is a predicted model, not a curated record. NCBI's taxonomy places the organism in Eukaryota, Viridiplantae, Streptophyta, Magnoliopsida, Malpighiales, Euphorbiaceae. The coding region runs from base 94 to 561 and encodes 155 amino acids.